Messenger RNA from Dermacentor silvarum, 1729 nucleotides. Its product is annotated as homeobox protein 5-like. The transcript has 2 exons. Lineage: Eukaryota; Metazoa; Arthropoda; Arachnida; Ixodida; Ixodidae. The record is from RefSeq and is a predicted model, not a curated record. Bases 242 to 1489 code for a protein of 415 amino acids.
GGUCACGUUGGCCAUCCAUGGCUUCUGGUCUGGCAUAAAAGCCACCCCGGCGGAUCCGAAAGUCGCAGUCGGUGUGUGGAGUCCCCAGAGACACGAGAUCUCUACAAGCAGCGAGCAUUCUCUGGAAUUACGGCGACGCGAGUAAUACGGCUAGCCAAGUUCCCACCGGCGCUACACCCAUCUGGAUUUGGAUAUCCACUGAGCGGCUCCUCGGUGACCUUGGAGAAACUCGCCGACAGACAUGAGUCCUAUGGCUCGCGCCCGCUCGGCCUACUUACUCUUGGUCAUCCUCGCGGCCGCCGGCGCGGAGAGGAGCUUCGACUAUGACGUGGACGACCUGGACCAGGUGGAGUCGUUCAUCUGGGACGCCAGCGACGCUCCGCACAUGGGUCCCGCGAGGCCCGCCCAGCACAAUCCGUCGCCCGCCGAUAACCUCGUCGGCACCGACCCCAACCUGCACCGGCAGAUCUCCGACAUUGUGCGCCAAGUCAUCGCCGAGUACUCCCAUCGGAACCAGCUCCCGGCUGGUAUAUGGGUCGGUGGCAAACACAUGGGCCCCGGCCUGCAGCACAUGGCGUUUCCGCCCCAGAACCCAUGUUUCCCUCCCAUCGGACUGCAGAUCCCAGUAAUUCCCUGGAAGCUGGACAAUAUCACACCCCGUGGUGCUACGAACAACAACAACAACAACUUUAAUAACAACGACGCGAACAACCAAAACAACAACAACAACGGGAACAGUGUCGCCGGCAAAAACAACAACAAUAACGACAAGCCACAACCGGGCUCGCUGCCGCCGCUGCCUCCCUACCAGAAGCCAGCCUGGAGGCCUGCUGUCCCAGUGUUCCCGAUUCCCCCUCAGUCCCAGCAGACCCACAACCACCAAGCGCCUCUGAAGAACCCGCAGUCCCAGCCUGGCGUCAAGACCUCGUUCAGCAUCUCCACAUCGCACCCGGUGCCGCUUCCCAAGCGAGACCUUCACACUCCCCUGGUUCCGUGGAGGUCCGCCGCUCCAGCGCCAGCGGACCCGCAGUCCACCGGAACGCAGACCAUGCCACCCCCGAUUCGCCCUCCAAAACUGGCUUCCCACUUCCGCUUCGCUCAGCUGCCGAGACCCAGCGGACGCGGCCACGCAAGCCGCAGGGGACAACACCUGCUGCCGCAGAAGACCGGCGUCUCGUCGCUGCCGAAGAACCUGCCAGCCGAUGACGUCUACUACGCCAGCCAAAGCAGCAAGCUUCCCAGGAAAGUGGUCAAGCAGGGCGUGUUCGAACCCAAGCGCAAGCCGCAGGUCGGCGAGACCAUCACGCUGGUCGAGCAGGGCAAGAACGGCGAGUGGUUCAAGCUUCCGGUGAACAAGGUCAGCACUGGUCUCGGACGCCGCAACUACGAGGUGGUGGAACUGCACAAGGAUGAGGACGUCAGAAAGGUCGGCCAGGGCUUGGGAAACGGCGAGGAGAGCAUUCACUACAUCCACAUCCAGGAGAGAUAAUAACUCGUGGCACGUUUUAGGGCGCCGUUGAUCGGCGACCGGCGAAGCAUCUUCGCACACUGUGUCGACCCUCCGGCCUGCGCUUCUUAUGGACUCGAAAUAUGCUGGACAUUCACUGCACUGUGCCUGACAUCUCAUUUCUUCGCUGUAAAUACCAAGCUCGAAUUUUUUAAAGUCCCUGGGUGUCCGGAACAUGCACAUCGACUGACGCUGUUAAUAAAGCAACUUCGAUGAUACGAA